UCUCACUUCCCUUUUUCUUGUCCACACCCCACCAUUGAGUUACUAGAAUUGAGAUGGCCAGCUCCCUCCCCACUCUGGCUAUUCCCGGCCAGCGUCUGGGCCCCGUGACCACCUAUGCGGCCGGUCCGGGGACGCACGUGCAGAACGCUCACGUCUACGCGUCCAUCGCGGGACCCGUCGUCCUUGACCCUGCCAAUGCCGGCUCGCAAGCCAAGUCCACCCUGACCGUCUCGCGGAACGCCGCUUCGACGGGUCAAAAGACCUCCGCCCCGCCGUCCCGGAAGUACAACACCCUCCCCGCCGUCGAUUCGAUCGUGCUGGCGCGCGUGACCCGGGUGCAGAAGCGGCAGGUGACGGUGUCGAUUCUGGUCAAUCACAGCAGCGCCGACGAGCUGCGGUUCCAGGCUCUCAUCCGCAAGGAGGACGUGCGGGCCGUCGAGAAGGAUCGCGUCGUCGUCGACGAGAUGUUCCGCGUGGGCGACAUCGUCCGCGGGUCCGUCAUCUCCCUCGGCGACCAGAGCUUCUACUAUCUGACCACGGCGCGGAACGACCUCGGCGUCGUCAUGGCUCGCAGCGAGGCGGGCAAUAUGAUGUUCCCUGUGAGCUGGAAGGAGAUGAGAGAUCCGGUCACGGGGCAGGCUGAGCUGCGGAAGGUGGCGCGGCCCUUUUGA
This is a messenger RNA of Aspergillus campestris IBT 28561, 671 nucleotides long. RefSeq names its product exosome non-catalytic core subunit CSL4. Gene Ontology annotation, molecular function: RNA binding. Bases 54 to 671 code for a protein of 205 amino acids. The record is from RefSeq and is a predicted model, not a curated record. The transcript has 2 exons. NCBI's taxonomy places the organism in Eukaryota, Fungi, Ascomycota, Eurotiomycetes, Eurotiales, Aspergillaceae. Gene Ontology annotation, biological process: RNA processing. Gene Ontology annotation, cellular component: cytoplasm; nuclear exosome (RNase complex).